This is a messenger RNA of Labrus mixtus (cuckoo wrasse), 4258 nucleotides long. It is a transcript of the gene lancl2, whose product is annotated as LanC lantibiotic synthetase component C-like 2 (bacterial). Gene Ontology annotation, biological process: peptide modification; carbohydrate metabolic process. The transcript has 9 exons. Lineage: Eukaryota; Metazoa; Chordata; Actinopteri; Labriformes; Labridae. Gene Ontology annotation, cellular component: plasma membrane. The record is from RefSeq and is a predicted model, not a curated record. Bases 44 to 1342 code for a protein of 432 amino acids.
UGGUGUGCCUGAGGAUUUUUGUCCCUGCCGAGGCGCCGUAGCCAUGGGAGAUAACGUGUCCAAGCGACUGAAGCUGAUCUCGGCUACAGAAGCGGAGAUGGAGGAGCGCUCUUUUCCAAACCCUUACCCCGACUUGGACCAAGGUGCCCUCACCUCUAACUCAGGAGCAGAAGAAGAUUACCAGGAGGAGACUUUUGAUGCAGAAGGAAAGGUGAGUGCAGCCUUCCAGAAGAAGGUCCAGAAUAAAAUCAAAGAUCUCCUCCUGCAAAUGGAGGAGGGCCUGAAGACAGCUGACCCCCAUGACUUCUCCACAUACACAGGCUGGACAGGCAUUGCCCUGCUGUACCUCCAGCUGCACCGAGAGUCUCAUGAGGCCUCCCACCUGCAGAGGGCUCUGGACUAUGUGAAGAGGGCCAUGCGGAUCCUUAAUGGACGGAAAGUGACCUUCCUGUGUGGGGAUGCGGGGCCGCUUGCAGUGGGUGCAGUGGUCCACCACAAACUGAACAACUCUGCUGACAGCAAAGACUGUCUGGCCAGGCUCCUCCAGUUGCAGCGGUCGGUGCUGUGCUCAGACUCUGAGAUGCCAGACGAGCUACUGUACGGCCGGGCUGGCUACCUUUAUGCUCUGCUCUACAUCAACAAAGAGAUAGGAGCUGACACUGUGGACGAGGAAACCAUUACAAAGGUGGUGACGGUCAUCAUGGAGUCGGGGAAGAACAUGUCAGCAGAGCAGAAGAAGACGGAUCGCUGCCCUCUGCUCUAUGAAUGGCACAAGAAGCAGUACAUCGGUGCUGCCCACGGCCUGGCUGGCAUCUAUUACAUGCUCAUGCAGCCUUCUUCAAAGGUUCAUCCAGACAUGCUGACGGAGCUGGUCCGUCCCUGCAUCGACUACGUCCGCCACAAGAAGUUCCGUUCGGGGAACUUCCCGUCAUCUCUGAGCAACGAGAGCGACCGGCUGGUUCACUGGUGCCACGGAGCCCCCGGUGUCAUCCACAUGCUCAUCAUGGCUCACAAGGUGUUUAAAGAGGACAAGUAUUUGAAAGAGGCUGCAGAGUGUGCUGAGGUGAUCUGGCAACGAGGUCUGCUCAGAAAAGGCUACGGUAUCUGCCACGGCACCGCCGGCAACGGCUACGCCUUCCUGGCCCUUUACAAGCUCACCAAGGAGAAGAAAUACCUGUACAGAGCAUGCAAGUUUGCUGAGUGGUGUUUGGACUACGGUACACAUGGCUGUCGCAUUCCAGACAGGCCCUACUCUCUUUUUGAAGGUAUGGCAGGAGCCAUCUACUACCUGUCAGAGAUAGCGCAGCCUGAAGCGUCCUGUUUCCCUGCAUUUGAACUUUGACCUGCCAGCUGAUGAGGAUGAGGAGGGGGAAAGGAUGAAUUUGUAGUACAGCGCUCAUCGUUGGUUAUCAGGAACAGCCAAAUUAAGGAUUGAACAGAGCAGAAUGAGUGCAAUUGUUUGCUGGAGUAACCAUAUGUUUUGGUUGUUUGUUUUUUUAAAUAUGUACAAAAAGAUAAAAGGGAAAUUAUUUUAGGACAAAAGACAGGUUGAAUGUUUUCAAUCCAGUGAAAAAAAGCAGUAUCUGGACUGAAGCAGAGGAUGUUAUUGGAGGUUUCUCCUCUUGAAUAUGGACACUUGUACCCUGUGGGGCAUGUUAGAGGAACACCGUCAAAUCUUGUCCUCUUCGCCCACCACAAUUUUCCAACUGGCUUGGACACAGAAGAACACACUCAACGCCCUCAGCCUUUAAUAUGGUAGCACCUAGGUCAAGAAAGAGGGUGUGUGUGUACGUAUGGAUGUUCAUGAGUGUGUGUGUGUUUGUAUGUGUGAACUAAAGCUGUUUUGGUAUUUCUAUGCCUCUGCAUGCUCACUGUAAAGGCUCUUUGUGCCUCAUGUCCUGUCAAUGUAGUGCUUUCCUCUUCCUGUAUUUGUAGCUGUGCUGUUUCAGUUCUUCAGGUGUGUGUCACAUAGUGGGCGAAAUGUUCUCUGUCGUCCACAUUUCAUGAAGAGGUCAAAGUACCUUUUAAUAUUGUUUUCAAGAUUGCCUGACUUUUGUAAAGCCAAACAAUAAUAUGAAUUUGAGUUGUUUAUUUUUUAUGUGAGCUUUUUCAAAAGAGGAGAAGGUCAUAUUUGAAAGCCUUUGGAGGCACAUUAAGAAUAUUUGAUUGCCCUUUAAAAACCAGUCUACUUAGUGUUUACUAAAGCUUCUGUAUCAACCAUUGCUAUGUCUGCAUUUUGUCCUUCAUUUAAUUUAUUUUUGGGGGACCUUUUAUGUUGAUAAGCUAAGGGAGUGUUGAAAUCAUAUAGAGGGCUUAUGUUUUGCAACGGCUGACAGUGUGUCCUUAUUUAGUGAAUAGAGUUUCUGACUGAGUUAUACAGUAUGCAUGUCAAAAUUAGGGUCUGACCGUUAUGGAUUACGAUAUAUCAGCCGAUAUCUUUCAUAGAUCUUAUGUUUGAUCUGAAGAGAGAUAUAAAUAUAUAUAUUUAUUGUGUUGAUUCCUCAAAUGCAGUUAUCAAAUAACUUUUGGUAAAGUUGAACAAUAUAAUGAAGACAAGAUGGUCACUCCACUGGAAAGUAGCUGCGCAUGUACGUGCAUCACCGCUUGGCACUCUGGAGAGUGAUGAUGCUUGUUGCAGUCCACAUAGCGCCCUCUGCUGGUGAAAGAGAACUGCUAGUUUAUUACAAUUAAACUCAAAGGAAAAUAAACCUGGUAAAUAAUGGAGAGUAAUAACGGCACAUAUCUGCAAUAAAAUUAGCCGAUACUGAUAGUCACUGCUGAUAUCGGCCGAUGUCAUCGGCUGGCCGAUUAAUCAGUCAGGCUCUGGUCAAAACAAACACUAAGGAUGCAAAAAAAAAACAAUUAAUGCAGUUUGACGGUUGACCUAACAGCUACUUUCUGCAAUUUAUUUUAAAAAACAUAUGUUUAAUGAAUGUUACAAUUUAAACACAUUGUGGUUAAAUUAACAGCAACAAUGCGAGGCUUCCUCCCUGAAACCAAAAAUUAUAGUUGUUAGCAUUUAGCUUCGUUAGCUAUCCAGUGUUUAAGUGUCUAAUCAUUUGGAUUGCCUGUAUUGUGCUGGAAAAUGAUUUAAAGUAGGUGUUAGAUCACAAGGUAUAAAAGCCUUGUUUGCAUUGAUGGCAUUUCUGCUGAAGCCGAGCUAGCUUGUUAGCUUGCAUCUAAUAGCAUGCGUUGGCUUUCAGCUCAACAUCAGAACUAAAUGAAAAUAAAUAUUUUAGUUUGGGAUUACCUCAAAUUGAUGAUGUAUUAUGAGUCACAUGGUGAUUUUCAUAAUGGGUGGCAUUGUUGGGGAUGGCCUGGAAUCAGUUUUCUUUUUUUUUUCUGUCCAGUUUUAUCGGCUGAAGAACACAGGUGUUAAUACUGGCCUUAUAUUAAAAAAUGCUCACCAUGUGGACUUCCUAAAUGUACCUCCUUUGGUCCUCACAUUUAACCCUUAGUGUACCACUGCUUUAAUGACUGCCGUGAAAUCAGACAUCUGUUUCAUCUUGUGCGUUCAUGGGUUGAUCAAGCACACACAGGAGAAGCUGAGGGAUAUUAGACUCAUUUGAUUUGUAUCUGCAGAUUCAAUCCUACACCUGUCUGAGAUCAUCCUAUGUUGGAAUAUCAUACUUGUUUAGCCAUAUUUAUCAAUGUCUGCACCCUCAGAUCAAUAUAUCAAGCAGUAUGUAAAGUUUUAAUCAAAGCAGGCUCACUAUGUUUUAUGUAUUUUAUUUGCAGAAACCACAAACUGAGAAGACUUUGGACAUAUUUUAAAACAUUUUUUAGGACUUAAUGCUCUUAAAACAAUAUGGAAGCGCUACAUUUCAUUCUGUAUUUAGCCUUUUCUCAGUCGACUUACUCAGACUUUUCACCUUAGGUAGUUUCACAAUUUUCAACCAAUCACAGCUCCAUGUGUCAUGGGGGAUAUUUUUUGUAAAACCAAAUGGUAAUCCCAUUUUUUCGGACAGCACAUGAAUGCACAGAAAUGCCUAAUUCCCUUGCAGAGAUCUGUCACGAAUGUCUUCGCAUGAGGAUGAUGUCACAUAAAGAAACGUCUGUGUUCAUCUGUCAGACUGUGUCCUCCUGUUUCACUGGUCCUAAUGUGUUUGGUGGUGACUUGUAUUGGAGUGUUUCACCUUUGUCACUGUCUGUGGAUCUGGUAUGUUGUCAGACUAAUUGGUGUCGGAAAUUAAUGUGUGUGUUUAUUUUCUUCAUUAAACUCCUGAGCUUCAGUGACAGCCAACACGGUGAAGAGUCA